AAAUAAAGGUGUCAAAGCUGCAUUGAGAAAUUUCUGGAAAAUAAAAGUUGAAUUUCAUCACAAAAAUACGUAAAAUGGAUCUCAUUAAAGCCGGUAACAAGGUCCUUUUUGUGUGGGGCGGCAAUGUCAACGACGAAUUCGAAAAAACCAUCAACGAACUGAAGAAAAUCGAAGGGACAACAAUCAGUGUCGAAAACAUUGAUCGAUUGAAAUUAGCCACAUACGAUAAUUCCUCAUUCGAUGUCGUGUUGUCAAAUUACCUGGGAACCUAUGAGAGUGAACACACAACCGAUCUUUUGGGACAUAUCUUGAAGUUAUUGAAGCCAAAUGGGAAAUUGUUUGUGCGGAAUAAGGGAGGAGAUUUCAAGUCGACAUUACUUCUUUCGGGAUUCGUCAGCAUUGAACAGAAGGAAAAUGAUUUGUAUCAAGCUUCGAAACCCAAUUAUGAAGUUGGUUCGGGUGCCAAAUUGUCAUUUGCGAAAAAAGAUACUGCCGCUAAAGUCUGGAAGUUGGAUGACACGGAAGAAGAUGACUUGAUUAAUCCGGACGACUUGUUGGACGAAGAAGACAAAGCUAUGCCAGAUCCAUCGACGUUGCGUGUUUGCGGAACAACAGGAAAGAGAAAGGCCUGCAAAGAUUGUAGUUGUGGUUUGGCAGAAGAGCUUGCGGCAGAAGGUGCACCCAAGAAUCCCAUUCAAAAAUCAUCAUGUGGAAGUUGCUACCUGGGUGACGCUUUCCGAUGUGCUACGUGUCCUUAUUUAGGCAUGCCUGCCUUCAAGCCAGGAGAAAAAAUUCAAAUCACUGAUAAUUUACUUAAGGGCGACUUGUAGUUACUUACCUACUUACUGCCCAUGAUUUUCCAAGUAAUUACUAUUUAAUUUAGAAACGAAUAAAAUGCUUUUUGGUUGAAAAUAAAUCUA
This is a messenger RNA of Culicoides brevitarsis, 920 nucleotides long. RefSeq names its product anamorsin homolog (gene CIAPIN1). The transcript is spliced from 3 exons. The record is from RefSeq and is a predicted model, not a curated record. Gene Ontology annotation, cellular component: cytoplasm. Gene Ontology annotation, molecular function: iron-sulfur cluster binding. Gene Ontology annotation, biological process: iron-sulfur cluster assembly. Bases 75 to 830 code for a protein of 251 amino acids. Lineage: Eukaryota; Metazoa; Arthropoda; Insecta; Diptera; Ceratopogonidae.